Chrysoperla carnea is the source of this 1497-nucleotide messenger RNA. Its product is annotated as zinc finger protein 271-like. NCBI's taxonomy places the organism in Eukaryota, Metazoa, Arthropoda, Insecta, Neuroptera, Chrysopidae. The coding region runs from base 1 to 1098 and encodes 365 amino acids. The transcript is spliced from 2 exons. The record is from RefSeq and is a predicted model, not a curated record.
AUGUCUACAGAAGUUUGUUGGAUAAAUAAUCCUUUAUUGAUAAAAGAAGAACAAAUAAAACUUGAAGAAUAUUUACCUUCAAAAUCAACAAUUGAAGAUGUGGUCAAUAAAACAGAAUCUCAAACAUUCGAAGAAGUGACAACUCAAAAAGAAAAUAGUAAACUUGAACAACAACCUAUCGAAGAAUUCAAUAUAAAAGAUGAAAUAUUAGAAAGCAAUGCUACAGGGGAACAAAGAGCAGCUCAAAACAAAGAAAAAUGGGUCAACAAUUGCGAAGAUAUUCGUAUUCAACAGAAGUUACAUACAGAAGUAAUUAUUAAAGAUGAAAAAUCAGAGAAAAUUGUUCCAAAAGUUUGUAAUAAAACAUUUGUCCAGAAAUCCACUUUAAAUACUCAUAAACGAAUUCACACUGGAGAAAAACCUUUCUCAUGUGACGUUUGUAAUCAAAAAUUUAUCCAAAAAUGUACUUUAAUUACUCAUGAAAGAAUUCACAGUGGAGAAAAACCCUUCACGUGUGAUGUUUGUAGUAAAAAAUUCAAUAAUCCGACCACUUUAGUUACACACAAACGAACUCAUAGUGGAGAAAAACCUUUUUCAUGUAAUAUUUGUAGUAAAAUAUUCAAAAAUCGAAAUGGUUUAGCCUAUCAUAAACGACUUCACACUGGAGAAUCAUUUUCUUGUGAUAUUUGUGAGAAAACAUUUACUGGCCAUUCUGAUUUAAUAAUACAUAAACGAAUUCAUACUGGAGAGAAACCGUUUUCGUGCGAUCUUUGUGAUAAAAUAUUUACCCAAAAAAGCCAGUUGGUUAUUCAUAAACGAACACACACCGGGGAAAAGCCUUAUCCAUGUGAGAUAUGUGAAAAAACAUUUACUGGCCGAUCUGAUUUAGUUAAACAUAAACGAAUCCAUACAGGAGAAAAACCAUUUUCAUGUGAUAUUUGUAGUAAAACGUUUACCCAAAAAUCUAGUUUAAAUAGUCAUAAGCAAAUUCACUCGGGAGAAAAACCCUUUUCAUGUGAAAUUUGUGAGAAAACAUUUUCGGGUAAAUCUAAUUUAACUAAACAUAAACGAAUACAUUUUAGAAAUAAUUUAAUCUAAAAAUGCCUGAUAAAGGUGUUCAAUUUUAUCGAGCCCGACUCUAUUUGAAUAUAUCUUUGAUCUCCAUCUUCUAUCAGCUCCGUUGGGAAAUCAAUCGACAUAAAAUGCUGGCAUUGGGUAAGGUCAAAUCAAAAGAAGCCAUUUUUCUUUACCAUAGUGUCAUAGAUGGCAAUUUCAUGAUUUACACUCGGUUUUCAUGACCCAGUGGGUGUUUUCCAUAUUAAUGAAAAAUUGUUUAUUUUAUUGAUGCUGAAAUACGCACUGAAUCAUAGAAACUGAGCGAGCAAUUAUCGCCUCUAUUUGUCAGCGUUUUACGUUACAAUUUACGGCUUACGAUAUGCUGCGUAGUAUGAUAUCAUUAUCGUUGGUAAUAUUAAGUACAUAUUAAAUCAGGCUGGG